Messenger RNA from Recurvomyces mirabilis, 1761 nucleotides. RefSeq lists its product as uncharacterized. Lineage: Eukaryota; Fungi; Ascomycota; Dothideomycetes; Mycosphaerellales; Teratosphaeriaceae. The coding region runs from base 1 to 1761 and encodes 586 amino acids. The transcript has a single exon. The record is from RefSeq and is a predicted model, not a curated record.
AUGGCAGAUGACCCCACUCCUACCACUACCGAAUCGACAGCCUCACCGGUAGUAUCGGUGCCGCCUAGCCGGGACGAUAUCUUAUGUACGAAGGCUGAGGACGCUUCCCAGGAUCGAGCUGCUCCGCUGUCAAACGCUCUUACCCACGACUCAGCUGAAAGUGUAGUAGCCACCAACGCCGACAGAACCUCUUCUGUUUCCAGCGACCUGGUAGACGACGUCCGGAUGGCUGGUAAAUCAAAGUCACGCCAGAAUUCUGGGUUGGUGAAGAGUGUGCGGUAUGAAGAGGCAGCUGAUGCACCCGCGCCCAAGGUCGUUGGAAAGAUCGACAAGCCAAGCGAGGCGUUGUUGAAUAAUGCGAGGGACGACUCUGUCAGCUUGCGGAGUUCGAAUGGAAAUAAGAUCGCCAACUUGAGGGCCGCAUUUGAGAAUGGAUCAUCGCCGGAACGAUCAUCGAGCUCACUGAGUUCGAUGAGGAAACGCUUCGGUGGUGGUGAUAAAGGUAAUGGCGGUUCCGUCAAGUCGAGUGGGCGCCUGGGAGAGGCAAGAGAGGAUCUGGAGAAGGAAAGAGAGCUGAGGCAGAAAUAUGAACAGAACAGUGGAGUGUUGGAGGAAGAGACCGAGAAGCUUCGACAUGUGUAUGACCAGAAGUGCACAUUCCUGGUCGAGGAGGCCGAGCAACAGCGGGUUAACUACGAAGAGAGGUAUGCUCAGCUCGCGGAGAGCACAGAGAUGCAGAGGCGAUCGUUGGAGGAGAAGGUCGCUGCUCUGGAAAGGCAGGCGGCCGAGCAGCAGGUUGCUUGGGAGCAAGAGUUUGCCUCCGUAAGGCGUGAGAGAGAUGGUCUGCACAUGCAGCUGCUGCAGCAGACUCCACCACCAGAAGACCUCGAGAUCGGCCAAGCAGUGACUGGAGAUGAAGUGACUUGGCUCAGACGUCAGCUAGCUGACUUGAAGAAGACAAUCUCAACGUCGACACGGAUGGAUGGGCAAGUCACAGAUUCAGUAUUUGCGCAAGAGACUGGCGUGUUACACCACGAGCUCCAAAACUGGAUUGUCAACAAUUUCCGACGAGCACGAGGAGACGUCACCGCACAAGAAAUGUGCGACAAGCUGAGCAACAUCGAGCUGACACCCGGUCAACGUCAUCAACUACGACCAAUGUACGCUGCCUAUCAACCAGCCGCAAAGCUAUCCAUGUACCAAGCCACUGCGAUCUCCCUGCUGAUGGACAUCUUUGAAGACAAUUCCCUGUACGGCCUAGCAGAAGACGUCGCCUGGCGUCAGAAGCUCUGCGAAGCCGGCAACGGCCUUGAAAAUGUCCUGAGCCCAGUAGCGCACAAUAAAUGGCGCGCAGUAACCCUCGAUGUCAUCCGCCAGUCCGAGGGCAUGGAGGACGUGAUUUCCACAGCUGCGAAAAAGGUGGCAGAGAAGAUCUGCCACGCCCUCACCAUUCUCUCCGAGGUCGAGGGUACCGUCACAAGAUUAGCGGUCCUGACUAGUAUCGUCACCCGCGCGAUUGAAUUACAGCAUAUUUUCCGUGUGCAAAAGGCAGGAUAUCAAUUCGAUCUUCCUUCGACCAACGAUAUCUUCCACCUGGAUGUCAUGGAGGACAUUGCCGUGGAAGCUGAUUCGCCGGGCGAGCAUAUGGUCCGGAUUGUGAAGUGUGCCACCUUCCCUUCAGUGCUCAAGGUCGGCGACGAGUAUGGCGAUAACGUACAUUUGACGAACGUCAUCUUCCGGGCCAAGGUCUUCUGUGGCUGA